This is a messenger RNA of Cyclopterus lumpus (lumpfish), 9507 nucleotides long. RefSeq names its product helicase with zinc finger domain 2-like. Lineage: Eukaryota; Metazoa; Chordata; Actinopteri; Perciformes; Cyclopteridae. The transcript is spliced from 20 exons. Gene Ontology annotation, molecular function: RNA binding; 5'-3' DNA helicase activity; RNA nuclease activity. The record is from RefSeq and is a predicted model, not a curated record. The coding region runs from base 426 to 9113 and encodes 2895 amino acids.
UGAUACAAAUGUAAUCGGAAACGAAACUUGGAUUGUGUUGUUGAGAAAGAGAGAGGAGAGGCACCAGUGCUCCAUAUCAGGGAGGGACCGACUCCACCACGAAACCUCAUAGUAGGGAAUCCACACGAUGCUGCUGCUGUUCAUCAGGUUUCACUGCCUCCAUUAACAUGGAGGACAUCUGCGAUAUCAAAAUCAGCUUAAUUGACGACUCCUCAAAGCAAAGUUGGACAUUUAUCAGACUCUGGCCUUCAUUUUAGCCACAGACAAGUUGAUCCAGCUUUAUUCUGUCAGGGGUCCCUUAGUUCGCGCCUUGGUUAAUCAGACUUGUAACUAAAUCUGGGUCUAUUGUGACUCGCUGCAACCAAAAUACUACAAUCUGCAGUUUUAAAUCCAGGUGCUGUCUUCAGCACUAUGAAAGUAUCACAAUGUCAGCUAGCGAAUCCAAACUGGAUCCUCUUUUAUCGACACAUGACCUCAAACUUGCAUGCACUCAGUGCUCUGUCAAGGAGAAAGAAGUUACGUAUACCUUGAAAUCGGUCAACCACCAGUGUGCACACGAUCUCCUGCUCUGCAGAUCCAAAGGUGGCAUAAAAUGGAGACCAGUCUCCAGGCGGCCCAAGUUCCCAACUCCGAGCAAGUAUGAGAAAUGCUACUUCUUCAAGGAGGGCUUUGGAUGCUCGUUCCACAAAAACCGGUGCACCUUCGCCAGAAGUGACGAGGAAGCCGCAGUUUGGACAUUUGAAAAGCACCACGGGGUAGACCAUGUGCUCCUCUGUAAUCUCAUAGUUAAGUCUGAGAGAGGAGCUGAUCUGCCUGAUAACGUGGAACCACUGGGUGACCUCUUGCUAACUUUGGGUGUGAUGGCUGUGUGUGAUCAGUGUUCUGUGAAGGAGAAAGAAAUUACAUACACAGUUCAGUCAGUGAGUCACAAGUGCAGUAGAAAUCUGCUUUUAGCCAAAGACAGAGCCUCUGAUAAGUGGAGGCCUGUCUCUGAGCGACCCACAUUUGGACAGUUUGGCCAGAAUGUUCUCUACCAAGAGUGUCAUUUCUACGUCGAGGGCGCUGGAUGUACACAACACGGACAGGGAUGCACUUAUGCCAGGAGCUGUGAAGAGGCUGCGGUAUGGAACUAUGUUAGAGACAGACACAUCGAUCAAGAAGAGUUAAUCAGACUUAUAAUUGAGUCCGAGCUUAUUAAGAUGACACCAGAAAGUGCAGCUGAAAGCAUACGGCAGCAGUUUUCAGGCGAAUUUUUGGAGUUCUGCAAGGACUGCUUUCACGAUCGCCCACAAAAACUGACAGCCAAAAGGUGGAAUUCCACUUGCUCAGCAGAUGCAGCACACACCUGGGACCCAGUCUUAGUUCAUCACCUGUCAGAAAACAGCAGAAAGCAUGUCUACAGUCAGGUGCGCCCUCUACACCAGAACUGUCAGUUUACAUACUGCAGCCACGUCAGGCAGGGCAAGCCCUGCUGGCACGAGGCUGGACACUGCCAGUCCGCCCAGAGCGAGGUGGAGAUGGCCGUGUGGAAAGCAGAGCACAGUGGGAUCUCCGUGCGUCCUCACUUCCUCCAGAUGAGCCGGCGGGAACAGACGGAGCACAGGAAGGUCACCAUGUAUUGCAAAGUUUGCCUCCUGGUCCUUUCCUCUCCGGAGAGCUUCUACAAGCACUGCAGUUCUUUGGAGCAUGCCCAGUUACUCUCUGAGGACACCACCACCAGGUGGAGAGGACGACAGCCCCCACACAACCACCGAUCUGAGCUUUGGCUGUGUAAGAGACCACAAACGUGUGAAUAUGGCAACAAGUGCCCAAAAGCUCAUUCUGUGGAAGAGCUGCAGGAGUGGUUGAUGCGUGCUAAAGAGGAAAAGGAGAUCAGACACAACAUCGGAGUCCAGGGUCUCAUGUGCUACAAUGAAAGGCUCUUGGAGGAAUACAAAAGCAGCAGUAACGAAGUACACGUCCUUGCGGAACAAGUUGACGAUGUCAGCAUCUCUUGUGAUGACAAAUUAACUGUGGACUGUGAACAGAUCAAUGCAACACUGCAGUGGAACUUCCAAGUUGAAACAGAGAGACAACUUGUGCAUGUGGCGCUGCUGAAGCAGGAACCGGGAGCUUCAUUCACCCUUGGUGACCUCGGUUCUGUGCCCUGCAUCUACUCCUCAGGUGAACACUUUCUCAUUGAAGACAUGACCUACAACAUCACCGUGUCCUUCACAUCCAUCAACCCUGGCCUGUAUGACCAGUGGCUGGUGCUAGAUUUUGACAUGAGGCCAGUGCUGCUAAAGAAACUCAGAGUAAGAGUUGGCCAACAGUCACUGGAUGACGUUGAGCAACCAACUUCGGAUCGCAGAGCCGCCUUUCAAAGUGCCGAGCGUUGGCAUCGAGGGAACAGGGUUAUCAUCCCGUGUACGUCCAGGACAGAAGCACAGGAGGAGCUGUUAAAGGAGUACAAGCCUCCACAGAUUAACUUCCAGUAUAAAUCAUCCCACAACAGCCAAACACCUCUGAAUAGUGAGAACUACAAAGAAAGAAUGCACCACUUCCUAUACAAUGAGGAGCGGGCAGAGGACCAGAUUGUUUCAAGACUAAAUGUUUGUGGAGAAAUUACAACAAUGGACAUGCUGAACAGCCCUGGCAUGGAGAUGGCUCCUCCGGGAGAACUGUUCUGUGCCGUCUCAAUUCCUUGUAAUCUCACACCAGACACCCCUGAGGGACAGGCCCUCAAACGAAGCAUCCAGUCUUGCCUGGUAGCCCCCUUAUCUCUAAGUGGUUCAAACUCCAAGGUCUAUGAAGCCAUCAUUCUGCAAGACAAAACAAGUGAGAACAAAAUGUAUUUGCAGCUGUCUAAACAAUGUUGCUUGGAUCUCGCACUCGAAUGCAAUGAAUCGUAUCAAAUGGAGGUGCAGUUCCAGCUCAAUCGCCACAGCUUCUGCACAAUGCACAAGACCAUAGACCUGCUUCCUGAUAAAAAAAGAGUGCUACCAGACCUUCAAAACUGUGUAGUUCCUGUGAAUAACAUACACUAUGAGAAGCUGAAUGCAAAGCAGCAGUCGGCGAUUGACUUCAUCACAGGUCAUUCCAAUAGCCAACAAAUUGUAGCACCGCUCCUCAUCUAUGGACCGUUUGGAACUGGGAAAACAUUCACCCUUGCUACAGCAGCCAGAGAGCUUUGUAAGCAGCCUCACAACAAAGUGCUCAUUUGCACCCACACCAACAGUUCUGCAGAUCUGUACGUCAGAGAUCACUUACACCCAUUCAUCGACCAGAAAAAUAAUGGGAUAAGGCCAAUUCGAAUAAAAGCAAAUGGUAAAAAUGCUUUGUUUGCCACAGAUAAGAUUACUCAGAAAUACAGUUUACUUUCGAAAAAUGGACAGAUUUUUUUACCACCUACAAAAGCUGCCCUAGAUUGCUACAACAUAGUCAUAACCACCACAACAAUGGCGAGACAUUUUCAUGACCUCAAGCUCCCAGAGGGAUAUUUCACCCACAUACUAAUUGAUGAAGCCUCUCAGAUGCUGGAAUGCGAAGCCUUGAUGGCUCUUGGCCUCGCUGGGCCAAACACCAGAGUUGUUUUGGCUGGAGAUCACAUGCAAAUGGGACCCAAGCUUUUCUCAGUUGAUGAUCAUCACCGUUCAAAUCACACACUCCUCAAUCGCUUGUUCCACUACUAUCAAGGCCAAACGUGUGACGCGGCCCUGAACAGUAGAAUCAUUUUCAGUGACAACUACCGCUCAACCAAAGAAAUUGUGGAGUUUGUGUCCACCCAUUUCUAUGUUGGUAAGAAUGAUGUUAUCAAAGCCACUGGAAACGUUCCGGCUCCUGAAAUUGGCCAUGCCCUAAAGUUUCACCAUGUCCGGGGAGAGUGUGCCUUGGACACUGGGUCCAUGUCUUGGUAUAACAAAGACGAGGUUGGCAAAGUGGUUGAAGAAGUAAAGGAGAUUCUCAAAAACUGGCCAGAGACCUGGGGGAUCAAGAACCAAAGGUCAAUCUGCAUCCUAUCAGAGGGAUCUCAGGUUCGGCAAAUAAGGAAAACACUUUCAAGAAGAGGCCUUGCUGAAGUCCAUGUUGAGAAUCUUGCAAACGUGCAAGGCAAACAGUUCAGGGCAGUCAUAAUGACAGCUGUGCAAACACGCGACAGCCUAAAAACAUCUCACCUGCCUGGUCUGGAGCUGUUCAAUGAUGCCCGUGUGUUAAACACUGCAAUGACAAGGGCUCAGUCCCACGUGGUUGUGGUGGGAGAUGCUGCUGCCCUCUGUUGCUUUGGGAAAUGCUCAGGGGUCUGGAAGAGCUACGUAGACCACUGCAUCAGCAACAACAGUGUAGCACCGCAGCAUUUCACCAAAGAUUUCUUUGAAAAAGAUAUCAUGGAAACUGCAAGGUUUCAAAAGUCUGAAGAUGUGGAUGAGAGCGACACUCUCAACGAUGCAAUUCUUCAAGAGUUGAAAGAUGAGUACGAACAGCUGAAACCAAAAUGUAGUUCAGAAGACAACAGAUUGAAUUUGAAAGACUUUGACCACCACAAGUCAAGAUCAUCAUACAAUGUCAGUGAUGUCGAUAUAGACCUUUUGGAGUUGUGCAAAAAACAACCAGAGGUAUACAAGCAAGGAACGUUGAUCAGGGAGACAUCAAACAAAGGUUAUGUCGUACCAUUUCAUGACCCCAACACACGUAUCAGCAUCAAGGGGAUGGCAAACCUCGGUAAGGUCUUCAGUGGGGACGAAGUGGUCGUACAAACAACAAGAGUGGUCAGCAUCACCAAGGAAGCUGAAUCGGCUCGUGUGCUUGUGUGCCUGCUUGAAGAUGAGGAUCACAGCAAAUCAAACCAAAAUUCAGAUGACAGACAUGUCAAAAGGACAAUGAUGCCCAUUACAAAAUCUGCACCCAAAAUACGCAUACUGAUCAGCAGGAAAAAACGUAACUUCCUUCCAAUAUGGGAGCAGAUAAAUGGAUAUUGGACAACUGUAUCAUAUGAACGUAUCAACGAAAAGUUAAUACAGAACAAUGUAUUUGUGGUGCAAGUGAUUGGCUGGAAAGAACAUUGCCAUCUUCCAUUGGGGUUUGUCAUAGAUAUUCUUCCAAUCGGAAGUUCUUUUUCUGCUGGACUACAGAUCCUGAAUGAAGAAUUCAAAGUUGCACCCAAUACAUGUAAAUCAGAUGAGGUACUCUCCUCUGAAGAUGAAGACAGGACACACAGACAGGACAUCAUUGAAGUGUUUACUUUCACUGUUGAUCCAAAAGUUGCAAAAGACUUGGAUGAUGCCAUCAGUGUCAGGGAAGCUGGAGACCAUGAAUAUGAAUUGGGAGUCCAUAUUGCAGAUGUGGCAAGCUUUGUGAGUCCAACUGGUGAAUUGGAUGAGGAUGCAAAACAACGUGGAGCUACGUAUUACGGCAGUAGCAAAGAUCCUAUCGCUAUGUUCCCCAAGGCUUGUAAUGAACGCUUCAGUCUCCUGCCAAAUAAAGUUCGCAGGGUGGUUUCAUUAAUGUUCAAAGUAAAAAAGACAACACAUGAGAUCAUUGGAAAGCCCGAAUUCCAGCUGUCAUUGAUCAAUUCUAAUCGAAAGUUGUCUUAUGAAGAGGCAGGGGACAUAAUCACCGAAAGAUAUAGAGACGGACCAAGAUUUGUCUCUGAAGAAGACUGUGUGACAGCGGCUUAUUGUUUUGCAAAAGCCCAAAGGAAGUUGAGGCUUGUGGAUUGGGCUUACUCUCAACCUGAUGAUGAUAGAUUGCCCGGAAAGCGCAAAGCAAAUCUGAUGAUUGAAGAGAUGAAUGUGUUAUUCAAUGCACUUGCAGCUACGGAAUUGAUUGGUUUUGAGAAAACCAUGAAUUGCACACCCAUUCGCUGUCAAGGACAACCAGAUCCUGAAAGGAUCAAAGAAUUCAAGAAGAAAUGCAAAGGAUUAAUAUCACUGUCUUUUCAUUUGCGGCAUAAAGUUGACAACGACGAACAAGCCCCAAGCUGUGAAAACUUCCGCAUACUCACAGAAGUGUGGGAAGAUAUCCAGGCAGCUGCCAGAUCAGAUGAUAUAGACAGUAUGGUGGACCUGAUUGCUGCAGAUGACAUCCACCCUCUGCUCCAGCCAGUCCUUGAUCAGUUCAGGAGGUGCCUUAGUAAAACUGAAGUCCUCUGUUCCAACUCCUCUAGCGAAGCACAGGUCGGGCAUUAUUCUCUGAGCUUAAUGUCCUACACCCAAGCAUCCUCACCAAUACGGCGGUACAUGGACAUCAUCUUGCAGAGACUUUUGCACUCCUUCAUAUGCAAGAGGGAUGCCCAAUACACUACCUCCGAGAUUAUGACUUUGUGCAGUCAAUUUGAGAAAAAACUCAAGCGCAUCAAGGAGUAUGAACAAAAGGCUGAGCAGAUCUGCUAUGCAGUGAGCAUGAAAAAACAAAGUGCUUCAAAGUUAGCCUUUGUUGUUAGUCCCAACAGAGACUGUUUAGCAGUGGCAUUUCCAUUUAACAAGAAUGCAUUUGCAGAGAGUGUAUCAAUUAUGUACAAAGAUUUACAAUUGUGUGACCAACCAGAUUUUGAUGAAGCAAACGACUGCGUCACUCUCAAAUGGAAAAGACGAAUCUAUGCAGCUGACAACAUGCAAAUACACCAAGAGCUGAAAAUGCCAGGCUGUGAUUCCUGCGUUGAGCUUCCACUGGCAGUAUGGAAGGCCACUGUUGAAGCAGUUCACACAAAAAAGUGGGAUCAUGCAAAGUCUCUCACAAUGGAGGCUAAUACAAAGCGACUGGAAAAACGAAAUAUCCUGCCUAAAUCAGCUGUUGGGCCUCAUUCCAAGACUAACUCAAGCACCAUCGAGAAGCAAGAUGAAAAGAAGGAGCAUGAGGUUGACAUCACGCUCCAGUUGCAGAGAGGUGACACCCUUCAGAUCCAAAUGGCAACAGAGAUAAAAAGAGGUUAUCAAAUACCUGCUGUUCAGUUGGUGUGCAUUAAACCAAAGUUUGAGAUUUGUGUGCACCAUGUCCACAGCCCUAUCACAUGCUUCUCCAGAUCUGCAGACCAUCCGUCAAGGACUUUUUAUAGCGACUUCAGUGAGUACGUACGGAUAUGGAAACCAAUGUGUGAGAUGGAAUCUGCUUCCACUGCAGUGGAUGAAAGUGACAGCAUAGUCAUCGAGAACCUGGUGGUAAACUUCAUUCAAGAGCAGGAAGGCACACUAAAAGGAAGCUUCUUCUUACCGGUGGCAUGGAUCAAUGAAUGGGCCAUUGAAUGUAACCUGUCAAAGUGCUUACUGUGCAUACGGAAAAGAGGUUUGAAGUUUCCUUCAACCCUGGAGCAUUCUGUACUGGUGGACCCCAGAGAGUUUACAUGGGUGGCCCACGGCGUCACAACACAUGUAGAACCGAAGGACCCUCCAAAUGAAGGAAAUACAGUGCAGUUCUAUAUCAAUCACCUGCCGAUGGAGAACCUUCCUAAUUGUGUCUUUCAGAGAAACACUUGUUUCACAGUGGAAAUAAUCCCAAAGCUCGUCCCUGAUAUCCGGAAAGAAGUUGCUGUGACGAAAAUACCAUCUGCAUGUGAACUUGUCAUGCAUAUAGCACUUGGAAAACAUGUUCCGAGAGAGGUAAAACCAAGGUGGUACAGCUCGAGGAGAGCGUUACCAGAGGGACUACCAGAGUUUAACAGCAGUCAGUGUCUUGCUGUGGAGAAAGCUCUCAAUCAUACCUUCACAAUCAUUCAGGGACCACCUGGAACUGGAAAGACAGUGGUAGGUGUUUUCAUAGUCUCCUGUUUCUUCGAGAUGAACUUUACAAACCCAAGGAAAUUGGAUGACCCAGUGGAUGAGAACAAGAAGCAAGUCAUUCUGUACUGCGGCCCAUCCAACAAGUCUGUUGAUGUUGUUGCAGAGUACUUGUUGAAGUAUGGGCACAGACUACGGCCCCUCAGGGUGUACGGCCAACAAGUGGAGAUGCUUGAUUACCCUUUUCCCGCUCUUCAGUUUUCCCAGAGGUCACGUCGCCAAGAACGCGGCAAAGAGGAGCUCAAGAGCAUCACCCUGCAUCACCGCAUGCGACAGGACCAAAACAUUUUCUCGGAGAAAAUAAAAGAUUUUGAUCAACGCAUUAAACUUGCCCUUGAGGGAAAAGGAAAAGAGCUGACUGCUCAAGAAGUGAAAGAAUACAAAACUCUUCUUAGCGAUGCUCGGAAGUAUGAGCUUGAACGGCAUGACAUCAUACUGUGCACAUGUACACAGUCUUCCACUCCGAUAUUAACUAACACAGUCAGUGCACGCCAGAUCGUCAUUGAUGAAUGUGCAAUGGCCACCGAACCCCAGGCUCUGAUCCCAUUAGUCUGGAACAAACCAGAAAAGAUUGUUUUGAUCGGUGACCACAAACAGUUACGACCCAUUGUGAAGCAUGAGCGUGUGAGGAAGCUAGGGAUGGCCAAGUCUCUGUUUGAACGCUACUAUACAAUGCACCAGAAAAGGGCAGUGAUGCUGGACACCCAGUACAGAAUGCAUGAGAGUAUAUGCAAGUUCCCAUCACAAGAAUAUUAUGAGGGAAAACUGAAAACUGGGGUGGAGCAGCCAAGCAGCGUCCUGCGUGUUGAAAACAAGACAAUGCCAAUUGUUUUUGGGCACAUCGUUGGAGAGACCGUCAGUCUGGUCGUCAACACAGCCAAGGGCAACGAGAACUCUAAAGCAAACAAGGAAGAGAGCAUCAAAGUGGUUGACAUUGCUGAAAAGCUUGUGAAGGACGCCAAAAUUAUACAGCAAAGCAUUGUGAUUCUGACACCCUAUAAUGCCCAAGUGUCAGAAAUCAAAAACCAGCUGAGGAAGAAGAAAAUGGAUCAGAUCACUGUCACCACAAUCACUAAAAGCCAAGGGAGCGAAUGGCGUUACGUCAUCUAUUCCACAGUGUGCUCUCUGCCAAGUGAAGAGAUUGAGAAAGAACCAGACAACGCUUGGCUGUCCAAACAUCUGGGCUUUGUGGGCGAUCCCAACCAGAUCAACGUGGGCAUCACCAGGGCCAAGGAGGGACUGUGCAUCAUCGGGAACCAAGAGUUGCUGAGCUGCAGUAGAGGUUGGAAGAAUCUCCUGGCUAACUACAGGCGUCACAAUGCAGUGACAGCUGCACACAAUAUUUCUGUGUAUGGUGGCACAUAGCUGAACUAAUCCUUCCUUUAUAAGGGACUGGAUUUCUGUAAGUAGCAGAAGAACAGAGCAGCACGACUCCAUUUAAACAUGUUCAUAUUUUAGGUUAAGUCUAUAUUGUUAUAACUUUUGAUCUACUCUUUUUACAGUUUUACAGUAUAUUUGAGGUUUUUUAUAUUGUAUUUGAUGUGCUCGGAUUUUCCUUACUAUUGAUUAUAAAUAGGAAAUCCUACGACUUCUCGUUCAACUGUAUCUAGAAUGAUAUUCUUAGAUUCUUUGUGUUUAAGAAAAGUUAAUUAAAGAAACGUUUGCCCGACUGCGUUUUGAUACCUUAAGAUCUUGUAUGUUCAGGGAUUAGCUUCGGCUACAGAAAUCUUAAUAAAACAUUGUCAUUGAAUAUACCAUG